AUGACUCUGCAGACACCUUCAAUAUCCGUAGACAGUAUCGACGGCAGUUUGUCCGUUGUUUCGCAGCCAUCAGAAGAAAACGUUAUUCGCGCAUUGCCAGAAGUAAUUGAAAAAGCUCAGACAGAGCUGGAAAAUCGGUUAUUCGAGGCUUUGCCGUCACCAGAGAAGUCAACCGAAGAUCUGUUGCCGUCAGCGCCAUCAGUUGAACUGCACAAUUCUGAGAUGAAGCAAAACCUCAUGAACUGGAGAAAUACGAACUUCGAGAAAUCCUGUGAAAUGUAG
Molecule: messenger RNA, 282 nt
Organism: Soboliphyme baturini
Lineage: Eukaryota; Metazoa; Nematoda; Enoplea; Dioctophymatida; Soboliphymatidae
Source: the annotation of a GenBank genome assembly